AAGCUAAACUCAAAAAGUUUGCAAAUUGAGUAAUUUUGUAAUUUUAUAUUAUAUUCUAAUUUAUUGGUUUUCAAAAAUAAUUUUAUGAGUUACGACAAUUAUGUGAAUAUUAAUAUUUUACGUGCAAAAUAUGAAUUGAUGCAAAUAAUUAAUUGUGGUAACUGUUAUAUGUGCAUUUUAUUGUUUAUUUUGUUCCAGCAGGUAGAUUUGAAACUCGAUUUAUUUUAUUAUUUUGUUCGAGCGGGUAUCUUUAAGGUAAGUCAAUGGUUAUUAUCGUUGAACUUGCACUUGCACGGCAGCGUGGUUGAUGGCGUGCUUAGAUCAACCCAGUUGUAAACUUGUGGUCUCCUCUAGUCGUGUAUGUUGCGACUUGUGAUGGUGUUGCGACUUGAUGUUUUAGUUCAAGUAUUUAACUUAUCAUGGCAAAUGAAGUUAGUAUUCAGACAUUAUGGCUUCCAGAGCGAAAGCAAUUCUGUACAUUUUUCUUCAUAUGAUUAGCCUGUUGUCCAUUUCUCAAGCUGAACAUCAUCCCAGUCUAUUAACCUUGUUUGGUAGAUGCAACUUCGACAAGAUAUUUCAGUUCGGAGAUUCUAUUUCAGACACAGGAAAUUUCCUCGUCGAAAAUCCACUGGACCGCUCUGGUAGACUGCCAUACGGAGUGUCAAACUCAAACACACCUACAGGCCGCUAUUGUGACGGUCUGCUUAUGAUAGACUAUGUUGCAUCUGCAGCCGGUCUGCCUUUGUUGAAUCCGUAUGAGGACACGAAUGCCGAUUUCACCUACGGAAUUAAUUUUGCAGUAGUCGGUGCAACUGCACUCUCUGUCGAAACUUUGGCCAGGAAGAAUAUAUUUGGCGCGAGAACAAAUAGUACUCUGGACGUGCAGUUGAGUUGGAUGUCGCGUUACCUUUCUUCUUACUGCAAGUCCGAAGCAGAUUGCAGGGAGAAACUUAAGAAUUCAUUGUUUUUUAUGGGAGAAAUUGGAGGUAAUGAAUUUAAUUAUGCAUUUUUCGGUGGUAUGAGUAUUGAAGAGGCCAAGAAUCUUGUUCCGGAAGUAGUCCAAACCAUAAUGAAUGCUACAAGAGAAAUCAUCAAACUUGGAGCUCGUAAUAUUGUGAUUCCUGGAAACUUUCCCAUAGGUUGUCUGCCAUCUUACUUGACCACGUUUCGAGCUAACAGCUCUUUUGACCUGAACCAUUGCCUGAGGGAUUACAAUCAACUUUCAGUUUAUUAUAACUUGCAGUUAAGAGUAGCGAUUGUAAAAUUACAGUUAGAGAACCCGAGCGUUGCUAUUGUUUAUGGGGACCUGUAUUUUGCUUUCCAGCGCCUUUUUUCACCUACUAUUCACCCAGGAUUUGAUCCCGAUUCGUUGUUAAAACUUAAAAGCCUGUUGUGGAACUGGUGGCGAUUACAAUUUCGGAUUUACAAUGUUUUGUGGAAAUGCUGGAGUUCCGGUAUGUUCGAAUCCAGAUCGGUACGUAAACUGGGAUGGACUUCAUCUAACACAACAAGCCUACAAAUAUAUAGCAGAGUGGCUCAUUCUCAACAUAUCACCAAUGCUGCACUGUCCAGCAUCUUGAUCGAGUAUUAUGCUUUUAAGUGGUUGAGAAUGUAUUUAGGUGAUAUGAAACUGGGUAAUAGCUUGCUGUUUCAAUUUAAAUAAAAGUUACUUUUACAAACUAAA
Molecule: messenger RNA, 1684 nt
Organism: Daucus carota subsp. sativus
Lineage: Eukaryota; Viridiplantae; Streptophyta; Magnoliopsida; Apiales; Apiaceae
Product: acetylajmalan esterase
Exons: 5
Coding region: 449-1663 (404 amino acids)
Molecular function (GO): hydrolase activity, acting on ester bonds
Source: RefSeq, a predicted model, not a curated record